CAAAAUGUUACAAAAUGAGUAUAAUUUUCAACGUUUUGUUUAUCAAAUGAGUGAUUCAAACAUCAUUACCAUUUUUAGCAUCAAACAUUUUAAUUAUCCAAGGUUUUGUUUAUCAAACGUUUUGUAUAUAUUUUGUUGAUUUGUUGCAUCUAUUGACGUGGAUCCUAGGAAAAACUAGAAGAGUGGCUGCAGAAGGGAAAAAGGCUGCUUCUGGAUUAGAUUGAGAAAAAAGGAGAGACGUUUAAGUUUGACGACAGUAUUGUAGAUGUUUAUUGGCUUUUGCAACAUGUUAUUUCCAUGCACUCUCCUUUUGAACUACAUGGUUAAAUUUUUGUUCUGUUUAACUUCUGUUAUUGUUUAUUGUACGAGCUCUGGAAUUAUUCUGUGACCAUAAAUGAUAAGUGCAUUCUUCCUAUUGUUAUCUAUUGCUGUUAGUAAUUUUUUGGUCUAUUAGGUAUUGUAGUUAUUUAAGUUAAGAAAGUUUUGGAAAAAAAUCAUACAAAAGGAAUCAGUACAGCAAUUGAAAAUAUGUUGAAAACUGGAAGAUUAGUUACAACUACAGGUCUGGAUCUGCAUUAGGUAUGGAUCCUGUACUUAGUUUAUCUCAAUUUGUAUUUUCUGGUUGCCAAUUUUCUUUGUUUCGUAAGUAUAUAAUAUUAACAGUUGUAGGAUUUCACUUAUGUCAUUGGACAGUAUUAGAUAAUCUUUUGUACUCCUUCAUGAAGGGAUCCAAGGGUUUGAACCAUUGGUCUAUAAACGAGCCUAACCACCCAUUUGGAAGAUGUACUAGGGAGCAUUAGAGUUAACUUCUUGUUGGCAACGAUAACUAGGAAAUAAGUAGUAUCAGAACUGUAUAAUAGCAGUUAUUUGAUUUUCAAUUGCAGUUAUGAUUAGAAAAUAACUUAUGGCAGUUAAUUUUUAGUAUGUGUUUGUAGGAUUGAUAUUUUUUGAAGAUAGGAUGGUUAUUCUGUAUUUUGGCAGAGGAUAUUCUCUUUAGGAGACUAGGUCUCUGGAACAGCAAAGUGUACUGGUGUAUUGUGUGUGAUUUCUAUGUUCAGUAAUUAAAUUAUUCGUCCAGGCUGAAAAGAUAAACACAUUUUCGGGCUGUUCAUCGAGGAUCCUCAUUUGCCGGACUUUGUACUACAACUGUGCGGAAGCUAUUGCCCGAAAUUAAGGUAAAAAGUUAUAGGCCUUGGUGCACAGCUAAAGAUAUCAGAAAAUGUUUUAGAUUUUCCACCUUGUGUUCUUACACUAGUACCAUCAAUUGGUUAAUUGGCGUACGGGUGUUCACUUGUGCUUGCAUUAUCCUCUGAAGAAGAGGAACAUGAAAUUGAAUUGGAGAGGUAGGCGACUCAAGGAAUAGGAGAAGAGAAAGGUUGGGAAGAGGUAGAAAUCGGGGAUCUGUCAAAUUUAUAUUUCUUUUCAGGUUUUUAUGGAGAUACGAUGUUCUGAUGGUGGAGACGGUGGAAGAAAAAGUCCAUUUCCUGCCACUCAUUAGGAAAUCCAUCCAACAGGAAUGCUAAGUGUAGUUGGUAAUCUUACACCAUGGUCAGAUCAUAAUCAGAGUCCACCUAAUAUGUACCAGUGUCAGAUGAUAUGGCCAGAUGAACCCUAUUGUAGCACUUACAAUGAGGUAACAAAUAAAACAUACCUCUUCAAAAAAAAGGGUUCUGAACCUGUUUAUGUUGACUAUGUGGCUGUUGACACCAAAACUAAGAAGAAUUUAAAUAAGGUUAACAUACGCUUUCGACAUCCUCGGAACCCUGUCAUUGGUGAUAAAUUUAGCAGUAGACAUGGACAGAAAGGUGUUUGCUCUCAGUUGUGGCCAGACAUUGACAUGCCAUUUUCUGGAACUACUGGAAUGCGGCCGGAUCUCAUUAUAAAUCCUCAUGCAUUUCCCUCUAGGAUGACGAUUGCUAUGCUUUUGGAAUCUGUUUCUGCUAAGGGAGGCAGCUUACAUGGAAAAUUUAAAGAUGCAACUCCAUUUCGUAGUUCAGUGAAGAUUGGUGAUUUUUAGUCUUGUACUUCGAAAGAUUGGUUCGAAAGAUUGGUGAUUUGGUCCUUACAGUUUCAAUCGUUUAAAUAGAGUCCUUGUACUUUUCAGAUUGAUGAAAUAUGUUUCCCGAGUAUGCAGAGACUUCUGUUUGUGAUAUUUCAUGAGCCUUUGUUGACAUACUAGGCCUUGGUGUAAGUAAAUGAUGAAACAAUUGAAACAGGGUAUAGUCAAUGGUAAGUAACAAUUCUCCUGUCAAACCUUAAAUAACAAUGCAGCAAUAGAAAAAUUUGAGAAUGAAAUGUUUGGACAACAUUUCUUGUAA
Messenger RNA from Cicer arietinum (chickpea), 2318 nucleotides. RefSeq names its product DNA-directed RNA polymerase I subunit 2. Lineage: Eukaryota; Viridiplantae; Streptophyta; Magnoliopsida; Fabales; Fabaceae. Gene Ontology annotation, molecular function: DNA-directed RNA polymerase activity; ribonucleoside binding; DNA binding. Gene Ontology annotation, biological process: DNA-templated transcription. The record is from RefSeq and is a predicted model, not a curated record.